AUGAGUCGUCUUGGUGGAGACUCCUGUCGUCGAGCUGGUGCCCAUCGUGGCUGUUCCAGAAGGCAUCCUGCUUGCCUCGGCGAAAGUUGGCGCAGUGACGAGUUCACACUCCAUAACGCGACGUCGAAGACCACAACUGCGCCUGCCUAUCAUGACACCUCCAGACGAUUGGUAUGUAACGUCUGCCCUAGUAGGUCCCGUACAGGUGUUUCGAUAUCCAGAGCGGUGAUUCGAGGCGAUGCUACGUUGACAAGGAUAGACUCGAGGACUGCCCUGAGCAUGUGUGUUCCACAAGGGCAAGGGGAACGUUGCCCUGAUGCCGCGAUCCUCACCGACAAUCAGGCAGCCACCUUCCCCUACCUGAAACUGAAGGCUGAUUUCUAA
Molecule: messenger RNA, 384 nt
Organism: Colletotrichum abscissum
Lineage: Eukaryota; Fungi; Ascomycota; Sordariomycetes; Glomerellales; Glomerellaceae
Exons: 2
Coding region: 1-384 (127 amino acids)
Source: RefSeq, a predicted model, not a curated record